Messenger RNA from Emiliania huxleyi CCMP1516, 384 nucleotides. RefSeq lists its product as hypothetical. Lineage: Eukaryota; Haptophyta; Isochrysidales; Noelaerhabdaceae. Gene Ontology annotation, biological process: positive regulation of cytoplasmic translation. The record is from RefSeq and is a predicted model, not a curated record. Gene Ontology annotation, cellular component: cytoplasm. The transcript has 3 exons. The coding region runs from base 1 to 384 and encodes 127 amino acids. Gene Ontology annotation, molecular function: translation regulator activity; mRNA binding; zinc ion binding.
AUGUCGAUCGAAAUCAUCGACGACGCGGGGCUCUCGUCCUCGACACGGACCUGCCGGACGUGCGGGCAGCUCGGCCACUAUGCGAGGAACUGCCCAUCCAAGCCGCCUGAGACGCGCGAAUGCCGCAUCUGCGGCGAGGUCGGCCACUUGCAGCGGUUCUGCCCCAAUAACCCCAGCGGCGAGGUCAAACCUGGCAAGCCGGGCAGGCGCAACGGCGGCGCUACGGGGCGGCGCUGCUUCAACUGCGGCAAGCCGGGCCACCUCUCGGCGGACUGCGAGUUGCCGCCUGGAAACACCGCGUGCUACAACUGCGGCAAGCCAGGUGCGGCGCACUCUCUGCGCCCGUAUGCCCGUGGCCAUCGGCACUCGGACACCGCGGCUUGA